UUCACGCAGGUUAGCGGAGGACGCGCAGCGUCGCCGCUACACUCAGAGCCACUUACUGACACACGGACUAGACUUUUGGAUUUUCGGGCUUUCCCGGAGGCGCGCGAGGGACCACGGACCCGGGAGGGAGAAGCCCCGUGACGGAAGCAUUAGAGACCGGAAUGGCGGACCGGGACCCGCACGCGCUUCCCGCUGAGGUGCGGACCAAACUGGCCGAGCUGGAGCUGGAGUUGUCCGAGGGUGAUAUCACACAAAAAGGCUAUGAAAAGAAGCGAUCCAUGCUAAUUGGAGCCUACCUCCCUCAAGUACCAGGAAUGGAUCCAUCCAUUGGCCAGGAAAGGAGAGCACCCGUCACCCCCACCUCAUCAUCCCGAUACAACCGCCGGCGGUCCUCUGGCUCCAGAGACGAACGCUACAGAUCAGAUGUGCACACAGAGGCCGUCCAGGCUGCCCUGGCCAAGCACAAAGAAAGGAAGAUGGCGGUUCCAAUGCCAUCCAAGCGGCGGUCGUUGGUGGUUCAGACCUCCAUGGAUGCCUACACACCCCCAGACACUUCCUCAGGCUCAGAGGGUGAAGGGCAGGGCGAGGGUGAUGAGGAAGAAGGUGGAGAUGGAGAAGAAGAGGACGGUGGAGGCGGUGAAGGGACCUCAUCCAGUCGGGAGGGGAGCAUCAGUAUGGAGCACUGGAUUAGCCGAGCCAUCCACGGCACGUCCUCAACCACGACCACCACGUCAUCCACGGCCUCCUCCUCGUCUUCGUCCACACGCAGCGGGGGCAACGGGGCCGCAGCGGGUAGGCUGGCCGAUGUUCUGGCUCAGCACGUCUACAUCUCGGCUCAGCACCGGAACCGACACCACCAUCACCACCGCCACAAGACAGGCUUUUUGGCCCACCUCUCCUUAAGGAAGAGGAGGAGGAGGAGGGCACUUCCAGCCGAUGUGGCAGAGAUCGGAAGCUCUGCUCCACAGCGCUCCGAGAACCACUCCGCCCCCCCAGAUGUCACAGGCUACACCAACACAACCACCGACGGGAUCCAGGUGGAGAGAGCUCCGGUCUCCGUCACCUCAGCCCAAAGGCAGACGCCCAAGUACGGCAAUGCUGAGCUCAUGGACACCGGAGACGGUGUUCCAGUGAGCAGCCGAGUUUCAGCAAAAAUCCAGCAGCUCGUCAACACCCUGAAGAGACCCAAGCGGCCGCCGUUACGGGAGUUUUUUGUGGACGACUUUGAGGAGCUCCUGGAAGUUCAACAGCCAGACCCUAACCAGCCCAAAGCAGAGGGGGCCCAGAUGGUUGCUGUGCAGGGGGAGAAGCUGGGGGUGGUGACCAACUGGCCCCCAUCUCUUGAGGCGGCUCUGCAGAGGUGGGGCACCAUCUCUCCAAAAGCCCCCUGUCUGACCACUAUGGACACCAACGGCAAACCACUCUAUGUCCUCACCUACGGUAAACUGUGGUCCAGAAGUGUGAAGGUGGCCUACAACUUGCUGCACAAGCUGGGAACCAAACAGGAACCACUUGUUAGGCCUGGAGACCGGGUGGCGCUGGUCUUCCCAAACAAUGACCCUGGUGCUUUCAUGACGGCGUUUUAUGGCUGCCUGCUGGCAGAGGUCGUUCCUGUGCCAAUAGAAGUGCCGCUUAGCAGAAAGGACGCCGGCAGCCAGCAGAUCGGCUUUCUGCUGGGGAGCUGUGGAGUCACGGUGGCCCUGACCAGUGACGCUUGCCAUAAAGGCCUACCAAAGAGCCCCACAGGGGAGGUCCAGCAGUUCAGAGGCUGGCCAAAGGUGCUGUGGUUUGUCACGGAGUCCAAACACCUCUCCAAACCGCCCAGAGACUGGUUCCCGUAUAUCAAGGAAGCCACUCAGGACACGGCCUACAUCGAGUAUAAAACGUGUAAAGAUGGUGGCGUGCUUGGCGUGACAGUGACGAGAAUUGCCAUGCUCACACACUGCCAGAGCCUCACACAGUCCUGCUCUUACACAGAAGCUGAGACCAUCGUAAAUGUUCUAGAUUUCAAGAAGGAUGUGGGGUUGUGGCACGCCGUCCAAACAAGUGUGAUGAACAUGAUGCAUGUCAUCAGUAUUCCUUACGCUCUCAUGAAGGUGAACCCACUGUCCUGGAUCCAGAAAGUCUGCCUGUACAAAGCUAAGGUGGCAUGUGUGAAAUCGCGGGACAUGCACUGGGCUCUGGUGGCCCAUCGGGACCAGCGAGACGUCAACCUGAGCUCGCUGCGCAUGCUGGUGGUGGCUGACGGUUCAAAUCCAUGGUCGAUUUCGUCCUGUGACGCCUUCCUGAACGUCUUCCAAACGAAAGGUUUGAAGCCGGAGGUCAUCUGUCCCUGUGCCAGCUCCCCCGAGGCGCUGACUGUCGCCAUACAGAGGCCCCUGGAGGAGGGCAGCACGCCACCUGGGCGGGGCAUCCUUUCUAUGCAGGGUCUAAGCCACGGCGUAAUCCGGGUUGACUCGGAGGAGAAACUGUCAGUCCUGACGCUGCAGGACGUCGGUUCUGUCAUGCCCGGAGGUGUGAUGUGUGUGGUAAAGCUCGAAGGCGUUCCUCAGCUCUGUAAAACCGACGAGAUCGGCGAGUUGUGUGUUUGCACUGUUGCCACGGGAACCUCGUAUUACGGCCUCAGCGGCAUGACCAAGAACACCUUUGAGGUCUUCCCCUUGGCCAACGAUGGCUCCUCUAUCAGCGACCUUCCCUUCACCAGAACUGGUCUGCUGGGAUUCAUCGGACCCGCAGGUCUCAUCUUUGUUGCCGGGAAGAUGGAUGGUCUGAUGGUGGUGGGAGGACGCCGGCACAACGCGGAUGACAUCGUUGCUACGGCGCUGGCUGUGGAACCCAUGAAGUUUGUGUACAGGGGGAGGAUAGCAGUGUUUUCCAUCACAGUGUUGCAUGACGAGAGGAUUGUGGUUGUCGCUGAGCAGAGACCAGACUCCACGGAGGAGGACAGCUUCCAGUGGAUGAGCAGAGUUCUGCAGGCAAUAGACAGCAUACACCAGGUUGGGGUGUACUGUUUGGCCCUGGUGCCCUCCAACACCCUGCCAAAGACUCCCCUGGGUGGCAUCCACUUAUCAGAAACCAAGCAGCUGUUCCUGGAGGGGGCGCUGCACCCCUGCAACGUGCUCAUGUGCCCGCACACCUGCGUUAUCAACCUGCCCAAACCCCGGCAGAAGCAGCCAGAGAUCGGCCCUGCGUCUGUCAUGGUGGGUAACCUGGUGUCGGGGAAGAGGAUUGCUCAGGCCAGCGGCAGGGAUCUGGGUCAGAUCGAAGACAAUGACCAGGCAAGGAAGUUCCUCUUCCUGUCUGAGGUGUUGCAGUGGAGAGCCCAGACCACUCCAGACCACGUCCUGUACACUCUCCUUAACUCCAGGGGUACGAUAGCCAGCUCGCUGACUUGUGUUCAGCUGCACAAGAGAGCAGAGAAGAUCGCAGCCAUCCUGGCUGAACGGGGCCCCCUGCAGGAUGGAGACCACAUUGCACUGGUCUACCCUCCAGGGAUCGACCUCAUCGCUGCGUUCUACGGCUGCCUUUACGCUGGCUGUGUGCCCAUCACUGUGCGGCCGCCUCAUCCGCAGAACAUUUCCACCACUCUGCCCACCGUCAAGAUGAUCGUGGAGGUGAGCCGAUCCGUCUGUGUGAUGACCACGCAGGUCAUCUCCAAGCUGCUGAGAUCCAAAGAGGCAUCAGCGACCGUGGAUAUCAGGACCUGGCCCCCCAUCAUUGACACAGAUGAUUUGCCCAAGAAGAAACCUCCUCUGCUGCACAAACCCUCAAAUGCGGACACCUUGGCCUACCUGGACUUCAGUGUCUCCACCACCGGCAUGCUUGCCGGGGUCAAAAUGUCUCACGCAGCCACCAGUGCCUUCUGCCGCUCCAUCAAGCUGCAGUGUGAGCUGUACCCGUCCCGAGAGGUCGCCAUCUGCCUGGACCCGUAUUGUGGCCUCGGCUUCGUCCUCUGGUGCCUUUGCAGUGUGUACUCGGGUCACCAGUCCAUCCUGAUCCCCCCGUCUGAGCUGGAGGUGAACCCGGCUCUGUGGCUCUCAGCCGUCAGUCAGUACAAAGUGCGGGACACUUUCUGCUCCUACAGUGUCAUGGAGCUCUGCACCAAAGGCCUCGGUCUACAGACCGACUCACUGAAGUCUCGAGGCCUGGACUUGUCUCGAGUGAGGACCUGUGUUGUUGUGGCAGAGGAGCGUCCCAGGACAGCCCUGACCCAGUCUUUCUCCAAACUCUUCAAGGAUUUGGGGCUCCACCCUCGGGCCGUUAGCACCUCCUUCGGCUGCAGAGUCAACCUGGCCAUCUGCCUGCAGCCUCACAGGCUGGGAAAGCUAGCUGAUCAGGGCACAUCAGGACCCGACCCCACCACGGUUUAUGUGGAUAUGAGGGCGCUGCGGCACGACAGAGUCAGGCUGGUAGAGAGGGGGUCUCCACACAGUCUGUCCUUGAUGGAGUCUGGAAAGAUCCUGCCCGGAGUUCGAAUCAUCAUCGCAAACCCAGAGACUAAGGGACCAAUGGGGGAGUCGCAUCUGGGAGAGAUCUGGGUGCAUAGCGGUCACAACGCCAGCGGAUACUUCACCGUGUACGGGGACGAGGCGCUGCAGUCGGACCACUUCAGCUCCAGGCUCAGCUUUGGAGACACGCAGACCGUCUGGGCUCGGACCGGGUACCUGGGCUUCCUCCGCAGGACGGAGCUCACAGACGCCAGUGGAGAGCGCCAUGACGCGCUGUACGUGGUCGGCGCUCUGGAGGAGGCCAUGGAGCUCAGAGGGAUGCGCUAUCACCCCAUCGACAUUGAGACGUCUGUGAUCAGGACGCACAAGAGCAUCACAGAGUGCGCCGUGUUCACCUGGACCAACCUGCUGGUGGUGGUGGUGGAGCUGGACGGCUCCGAGCAGGAGGCUCUGGACCUGGUCCCUCUGGUGACCAACGUGGUUCUGGAGGAGCACUACCUGAUCGUGGGCGUAGUGGUGGUGGUCGACAUCGGCGUCAUCCCCAUCAACUCCCGCGGCGAGAAGCAGCGCAUGCACCUGCGCGACGGCUUCCUGGCCGACCAGCUGGAUCCCAUUUAUGUGGCUUAUAACAUGUAGCGCCGCCUAGUGGAUUAAUAUUUAAUCUGACUAAGAGGUGCGAGCAGGAAGUCCUCCGCCCGCGCUGACCGUUUCAGCGGUGACCUUACAGACGGAGGACUUUCACCAACGUAGCAAAGAUGUUGGCUUUUACAUUUACGUGUGGCUCACUUUAAAAGAAAAACCUGCUUCCUUAACCUCUUUUUUUACACGUCCUUGUAAAAUUGUAAAUGUAAAUUUCCACUUAAAAAUCCCAAACAUACCUUGAGUUUUUGCUGCAUCAUCAUUACAAAGACCGAGCUGUGUUUAAACCAGUUUCCCCUCAACGUCGCUAUGAGGUACGUCUGAGCUUUUAUUUUUUAAACUAGCCAAACAUUUACAUCCAAACACCCGCAGCCUUUAUUUUUUCCUACAAACUAACAAACCAUCCACUUUAACCACUUGUAUUCUGUAAGUAUGUACAAAAAAGACUGACUUAAUUUAUUUUGUUUCUCUUUUAGAAAUACAAGACAUUCAAGAAUGUUUUAUUCUGAAUAUUUGCUAAUAUAAGAAGAAAAAAAACAUUAUCUAGAGUGAAACAGAGUCUUAUAUCAAGCAUAUUAUAAAAACAGAGAUUAUAUGUUGAUAGAUUAUUUUUAAAAAGUAAGAAAUAUCCCUGCAGUUACAUCUGAUCGGUUUUCCUCCAUUUUGGCACCAAUUCACUUUAAUCAACAAUUACAUCUUCUGCAUUUGGAUAUUUGAAUCAAUGUUUUAUUUUGAAAAUACCACCUAUAUUGCAUAGCAUAAAUACUUAAGAGUAAAGCCUCUAAUUUGAGUUUGUAUGUCAGUAAACAGGGACAUUCAACUGAGAUCUAAACGCUAUUCAGUUGUUGUCGCCCCCUUGUGGCCUUAUGAAGAAUUACACUUUUUAUUAUUCAGUCAGGCCCAUUUGAAAUGUCAACUUUUUAUCUUUUCCAAUCUCAAACAUGUAGAAACUAGAAACGUCACUGGAUUAUAAUCUGCCUGUCAGCCAACAGCUGCCCCCCCCCCCCCCCCCCCAGCUCUGAAAUGGUGCAUCAACUUUGACUUGUAAAUAGGAGUGAAGAGUCCGUCUUAUUUUUUCAUGUACAGAUCAAUCAGGGCUCAGCGCACAGUGAUGUCAAACAGGAGUUCUAGUGUUUUAUCAGGAACCCGUAAGGAGACGUCUUUGCUUCGGCUCAGAAUGUUCUGGUUUCACCGUUUGUGUGUUUUUAGCCAAAAAAAACCACUUUCAUUGCCGGGUUUCUUUUUCAACAACGUCCUCUGGAUUUUUUUUAAAGGUUUUAAAAAUGUCUUAUUAGAGUUGUUUCCUUUAAAUGAAUAUUUUGACAAUAAAGUAUCUUUGUUACACUGCA
This is a messenger RNA of Oryzias latipes (Japanese medaka), 6436 nucleotides long. Its product is annotated as disco-interacting protein 2 homolog C. The record is from RefSeq and is a predicted model, not a curated record. Lineage: Eukaryota; Metazoa; Chordata; Actinopteri; Beloniformes; Adrianichthyidae.